UUAUUUUGUAUCCGGACGUGGUCCCCCAACACUUUCAGAUCUCUCCAAGCGUUCCGUGCAUCAUGUUGACCAGGUCCAUUUUAUCCGUUGCCGUGUGUGGCCUCCUCCUGUCGCCCCUCCUGCCCAUCACCCGUGCGUCCCAGGAGGAGGACACCGGCAAACAGGACAAGCAGUUCACCGUGGAACUGGACCCAGAAACCUUCGACACUGCGAUUGCCGGCGGCAAUGUCUUCGUCAAGUUCUUUGCUCCAUGUUUUCAUAGCGCCCGGCUCUCACGUCUUAUCAAGAAGCCAUCGCAAUGCCUAUGAGCUAAUUUGAUUAGGUUCAAUUAUGAUGCUAGAAAGUGCCCUGCGAUUAGAGGAGGGAGUUUAAGGAAGCUCGAAAUGCGAUUCGGCGGCUCUAGCAACCAGAUGAUAAACUCUUUGUUCGGGACAAAGCGCCAAGUCUUAUCGCUGUUCAUUGUUUUGUGUUCCUUUGUAUUUGGACGGGGAAAACAAUGUGCGGCCAUUGCAAGCGUAUUCAGCCGCUGUGGGAACAGCUGGCCGAGAUCAUGAAUGUGGAUAACCCCAAGGUGAUCAUCGCCAAGGUGGACUGCACCAAGCACCAGGGACUCUGCGCCACGCACCAGGUUACCGGCUAUCCCACACUGCGCCUCUUUAAGCUGGGCGAAGAGGAAUCGGUCAAGUUUAAGGGCACUCGCGACUUGCCCGCCAUUACCGAUUUCAUCAAUAAGGAACUGAGCGCACCCGCUGAGGCGGAUCUGGGCGAGGUCAAGCGCGAGCAGGUCGAGAACCUUAAUAUUGGCAAGGUGGUUGACCUUACCGAAGACACCUUUGCCAAGCACGUGUCCACCGGCAAUCACUUUGUCAAAUUCUUUGCACCCUGGUGCAGUCAUUGUCAGCGUUUGGCACCCACGUGGGAGGACCUGGCCAAGGAGCUGAUUAAAGAGCCUACCGUAACUAUCUCGAAGAUCGACUGCACCCAGUUCCGUUCCAUCUGCCAGGACUUUGAGGUCAAGGGGUAUCCCACUCUUCUCUGGAUCGAGGAUGGCAAAAAGAUUGAAAAGUACUCGGGUGCUCGCGAUCUGUCCACGCUGAAAACGUACGUGGAGAAAAUGGUGGGCGUGCCACUGGAGAAGACCGCUGGCGAGGCCGGCGAUGAGAAGGUGGUUAUCGAGGAGGUUGCCGGCGAGGAGGACGCAGCCAAGAAGCUGACUCCACAACAGCUGACUGGCGAGGACGAGUUCGACCAAGCCAUUGCCGAGGGCGUUGCCUUCAUUAAGUUCUAUGCUCCGUGGUGUGGACACUGCCAGAAGCUGCAACCCACCUGGGAGCAGCUGGCCACGGAAACGCACCAGGCUCAGAGUUCCGUGAAAAUUGCCAAGGUUGACUGCACGGCGCCGGAGAACAAGCAAGUGUGCAUCGACCAGCAGGUGGAGGGCUAUCCAACUCUCUUCCUUUACAAGAAUGGUCAGCGCCAGAACGAGUACGAAGGCAGCCGCUCACUGCCGGAGCUGCAGGCCUAUCUGAAGAAGUUCCUCGGCCACGACGAGCUCUAAAGCAUCUGCCGGUUCACAGGGAAUCAGCAGUAGUCGAAUGAUCAAAUAAUCGCCCGCCAAAUUAAUUGUAAUCGUAAUUUUUCUUUCUCCAGCAUAAACCUCUGUGAGGAGUCCGCAUUUAAUCAAUAUAUCCAACAACACCCAAACGACAACGCGCUAGCUGAAAUUGAUAAAUUCAAUCUGAGUUCCUUUUACUUUUUUUUCGUUUUUGUCCCUCUUCCUUAGCUGUUUUUGUAGAAUUUUUUUUAUACUUAUUUGUUUAGUGUUUACGUAAAUGGGGCACGGGACUGUGUGCGCGAUGAUAAGCCAUUUAGCGAACUUACAUUUCAAUUUUAAAGUCAUUUUGAGUAGCCUACGUUUUAGGAAAAUUUGUCAACACAAAGCUAAUAAAUAUCAAUUGGAAAAC
Molecule: messenger RNA, 1964 nt
Organism: Drosophila melanogaster (fruit fly)
Lineage: Eukaryota; Metazoa; Arthropoda; Insecta; Diptera; Drosophilidae
Gene: prtp
Product: pretaporter
Exons: 4
Coding region: 497-1558 (353 amino acids)
Cellular component (GO): cell surface; endoplasmic reticulum
Molecular function (GO): protein disulfide isomerase activity
Source: RefSeq, marked reviewed